AUGCAGGACACUGCUUCACCCUUUCCUCACCACCGUACGCCGGCGAUGUACCAGGCCGGCGUGCAGCAUCAGGCCAACAGACGCGAAAACGCAGCGCUGCUGCCUACCUCGUCUGCUGGAAAUGGUGCCAACGGUAAGCGGCUCAGUCACUGGGGCCGCAGCCUGUUGCGUGGCUUCUACCACAUAAAAUGGCAUCAGCGCACGCAGUGUGCCAUUGUAGCGUCUUUGCUGUCGUUCUUCACCCUUUUUGUGCUCGUGAACACUCUUCUUCAGGUAUCGAGUCUGACGCAGUCGUUUUAUGCGGUUUUCUCGGGACGGACUUCCGCGCCGCGAGCAUUCCUGGAGGACGAGCUUGUUAUACAUAGCCCUCGUGUGCCUCCGAAUGGAGCGUUUUGUGGCCUGUGUACAGAGGGCCUCGUUGUCUUCCGUCCAGGCCCUGUCGCGUCACGGGAAGCUAUGGAUGCUAAGGAUGGAUACCGAGGUGGCAGUGACGGUAAUCAGUACAUCGCGCCUGCGUACUUUGCGACAGCAGCCGUUCGAGACACAGACGUAGACAGCGAUGUCCCACCGCCGUGGAGAAUUGACACUACCGAGGACCUUAAUGGGGUGGUAAUGCGUUUCGCCAGGGACGCGGCUCAGACCACAGAGUCGUCGUCGCCGCUGACAAGUGACCUGCACUGCCCGACCUAUUUCCUCACGGCAAACCUUGGCCGCUUUGGCCGGCAUCACAAUCAGCUGCAGGAGAUCUUGAACGGCAUCUCGCUGGCCAAGAGAUCGAACCGCACGUUUAUUCUGCCACCCUUCGUGCCGGCGCUGUACAUGUCCUACUUGAAGCUAAAUCCAGAGCUUCUGUACGGAUGGAAUGCCCUGCGCAGAAACGGCCGUUACUGUGUUCUGUCGUACGCCGAGGCGCGGCCAAUACUGCAGCAUCUGCGUGAGCGCGAUGGGGUGGUGCGUAUGGAACGGGUCAGCUUUGCCGCCACUGCAGACCUGCACCUGCUGUUCAACACAACAGAAGAGCACGACAGCUACGCGUGGGGACCCAUGCCUCGCGUGCCGGGCAAGGAUGGCGCGUUUGUGUAUGAUGCGGAUGACUGGUUCUCGAUGGGGUUGCCGCAAAGGGAGAUGACGGCGCACACCUCAGGCAAUACCUCACUGGUGCCAUCGCCGCUAACGUUCCACGAGGCAAGGCCGCCUAGCGCGGAGGAGUGCAGUGGCUUCGCCGGCCCCACUCCGAACAAGAACCAAACCCAGUGGGAAAGGAUUCGCAGGUGCACCACGGCGUUUCUGCGCACCUACGGCGAUGGUGACGGGAGAUGCGAGUCGUCGUUAGCCUCACGGCGACAGCCACGCAUCGUGGUGAUCUCGGGCGUCACAGCGUUUCACCUGCGGCCGACGCUGACGGAAAUGACCAGGCUGCUUGCCCUCCUGCGGCCGUCGUCGACCCUCGCGGUGGAGAUUGGCCGGUACUACCGACUCUACGCAGCGCAGCUCCAGUGGCCAGCCAACACCGAUCCCAAGCGCUCUUUUUUAAACGUCCUGCAGCCCUUUCGAUACAAGAGCACAAUUGGUGUGCACGUGCGCCGUCGCGAGUCUACGUGUCGCGAGGAGGCCGAGCACCCCAGCGCCACCAUUGUCGCCAUGUCGGAGGCGCGCUACCGAUUUGACGGGACGGGUGAAAAAGAUAGCACCACUCCUGGUCGGCCCCUCACCACGGUAGCGCGACUGGCGAACGACUGCGGAUGGGAUUCGGUGUCGCUGUUGCACAUCUACGACACCUACGCGGGCUGGAUGAGAUCCCCACAGGCGCGGGGUCUAACGCGAUCAGAUUGCUCUGCGCAUGUGCCGCCCCCAAACAAGCAGGUGCUGCGGGGCUACAUCGCCUUUGACGAGCAGGUUGGUCCCAUUGGCUCUCAACUACAAGCUGCACUGCAGCAGCGGUACAACCCACUAAAGAAGCGCGCCGCAAGCGGAUACCUGCCCAUCUAUGCUGCCUUCUACGACCACCGGCCCCGCCGAGACCUCUUCCAGACCUAUCAAGAAAUCCUGGCGAGAUGGGAGCAUCCACCCACGGACACGCAACGCGCCGAUGGCGAGCCCGUCCCCAUCUCCGAUGUGCCGCGGACAACGGCCAGCCUCAUCGAGAUGCUGUACCCCAUCGUGGAGCAGGAGGCCCUAGCCCUGGGAUUCGACUUCUUCAUACUCGGUAACACGGGCGUGUUCCGUGGUAACAUCAUUUCAUCUGUGUCGAUCAACGUGUGCUUGCGCCGUUUGGGCAGAGGGCUGCCGUGUCACGGCGUCCUCGCUGGGUAUUACGAAAUGCUGUACAAGGGCUACAUGUGA
Molecule: messenger RNA, 2343 nt
Organism: Leishmania mexicana MHOM/GT/2001/U1103
Lineage: Eukaryota; Euglenozoa; Kinetoplastea; Trypanosomatida; Trypanosomatidae
Product: phosphoglycan beta 1,2 arabinosyltransferase,(SCA like)
Exons: 2
Coding region: 1-2343 (780 amino acids)
Source: RefSeq, a predicted model, not a curated record